GACCCUGGCCCAGGAGAGGCAAGGGACAUGACUGAUCCUCGCUGGGCUCCCCUAGCUCCAGGCAGGAAAGCUAACUCUUGUGUACAAGCAGGUGGCAUGAGAAUAUUACAUGGUAAAUCAGAUAAGCUGCAAUCUCGUUAUGCAGCAACGGAUGAGGGGGUCAGAAAGGUUUGAGUAUAGCUGUCAAUACAGUAUCCUGUAAGGAUAGUGUCUAAUCAAAUUAGUCACUUGCAGCUCCCCUCCCCACAGCCUCUUGGUUAGGAGGAAAACAAUGUUCCCAGGAAGGAGAGGCGCUAAGCAUCUUGAGCUCUGACAUCCUCAGCAUUUGCCAUCCCUCUUUCUGCUUUGCAGACACUGUGCACUGUCUGCACCCACUGCUUUGGACACAGUCCCAUAAGUGGUCCUAACAGUGCUGCUUUUCCUGGAAGGUACGUUUUGCACCGGAUGAUUCUACUCCACAGUUGGAGUCUCCAGUAGGAGAGUCUCCCUCCUAGGACUGGGGAGAGACUGUCAUACGAGUUGUUGGGAGGAGAGGAAUUUUAUUCCCAGGAACUUGAGCUCAUUUUCCCAGCUGCCAGCCAAGCCUUCAGGGCAGCUUAAACAUUUGAGGUUUUCAUUUGAAACACUGUUUAAGUGACGUCCACCGACACCCCACAAAGUAGAGGUCCUAUGCCAACUUUGCAAUUCAGGUUUAAAGCUAUUAAAAACAAAUUUGUGCAACCACACGUGUUCAGAUAUUAUUAUGCUGCGUGACAGUCUAGUGCAAGUUUCCUAAAAUAGCAUCCUCAUCCUCCUCCAAAAUCCUCCAUUGUCUGCCUAACUCCAUUCAAAGAACAUUAUCCUAUUGCAAGCUUAGAUUGUAUCCACUUCAGUUACCAAUGUUAUGCCAGCAACGGCUUUCAUGGUGCCACUUGAGUAUCCCUGAAGGCCUAGGGAAGGAAUACCUGAAGCCUUUGCACCGUGCUUUUCUAUUCUGGGUACAUCAGCCCACCACCCUUCUCCAAGGGGGUUUCUGUGGCACUGCUGGCUCCAUUUCCAAAAGUGAUUUAGAUUUCCACCUGCCAUUCCUACAUGGUUUCAACUGCACUGCACUUGCACAGCCCUGGCUUAGCCUUACAAAUGUUGCAUCAGUUUCUCCACCUCUGCAGCUAGAAAAUUCAGUACUUUAGGACCUUCAUUCCCUCCCCUUUUUUGGGAGGAAACCUUGUUAAGUUUCAAACCCUGAGUGCAGAAGCAGGAACUGAGCUUGGAUCUUUCACAUUUUGGGCCUGGAGUAUUGCUGUUGGACACUGCUUGUUUUUCUUAUAAAUGUUUUGAAACAAAAACAUUUAUCUUGAACGAAACAUAACCUUUCAUACCAAACAAAGUGUGAAUAUCUGGAGGGUUUGGAUCCAAAAGAUACAAAAGUUCACCCAUUUGCAAUUUUUCGGCUCCCAAAUGACAGCCAAAAAGCAUAUACACCAGUUUGCAUAGCUCUUAGUGCAUCCACAAAACCUUUUUAUGUCAAGAAAACACCACAUGUUGCAAAGCCAAAAGGACCUUCUGUUCAGAUAUAGGGCAUCCUGAGCAUGUCCUCUAACUGUAUAGCUGUGUCCUGUGAUAGCUAUUUCAUAGAUGGUCUGAUUCAUGGACAUUGAAACGUUUCUGAGAAGUGGCUAUGAGCUCCCUGGAGACCUUCUCUCCUUACACAAAUAUGACCUGGCACAAGGAGGUUCCAAUAGAUCCUAAAAAGUGCCAAGCCACGGUAUGCUGAACUGUAAGAGGAGCUACACUUCACUUCAGACUUUUUUCAAAAACCCAGUGGCAGAAAAAUUAGUUUUCCUCCAGUUUUAAGAAGUUGUUUGUCUGUAUGAGUUCCAGCUGGCUCUAUCACUACAUGUGCAUCUCUUCUGACUAAAAGUGUUUGCUGAAGAAAAGGAUGCAUCUCUGUUUCUAGGGAUACCUAAGAUUGGGUAAGAGCAAUCUCUUCCCACUGUUUUGGAAGCCAUUUCUGUGCAGGUCUAAAAUCUACUGUAUUGACAUGAUUAUGGAGAACAGACUGAUCCCUUUUUCUUAGCAGUAGCAUUUAAUAGAGUUGGAGACUGUUUUGUUUAGAAAAGAGACAUGAGAAACCUCAGUCUUUCCUCAGAGGUCACAUUUUCCCACUGUAUUCCACGUGAGACAUCUGUUCAGUACAACUUGGCAUAAUCUGUUAUGCAAUAGAAGGUUCAUCCUAAUGGAUGUACACCUCCUUCUGCCUGGUAGUCUUGACACAUGUGCGGUCUCUGUUAAGCCCAGACAGUGACUCAUCCCCAUGAAUUCACCAGGUGACUGUUCUCCACCUGAAUAGGACUUUCCAUACACCCUUGGUGAGGUCUAGUGCUCUUGUCCUGAACACAUCUGUCUGCAACUUAGUUUUAAGAUGGUGCUAAAACACAUUUACAGACACCUGACCGCGGCUUGCUCACCGACUUAAUGUUUUUCCACCCAUCAGUGGAAAUAAUGAGAUGCCCUACAUCUAUGAGAGCCUCCACAGAGAAGCCUACUCAAGAAGUUCUGAAUGUCUUUAGUGAGCUACUAACAACAACUCUUCAUCUCUCAAAUAUAUUUGCUGCCGCCUUUUAACUACUUCAUCUAAGCUUUCACCUGAAGAGAGUAUCUUGUGUGUCAUUUCCUCAUCAGUCAAGAGCUGUGGCAGCCACUACUUUCUUUUUGUCUCAAGACUUAUAGAGGAAAUUAUGAUGUAUGACACAGUUUGCUCUUGACAAAAUCACACUGGAUGUUACUUGUCUCCUCUAUUUAUGUACAGACACAAGUUUGUUCCUGUAUUUCUUAGAAGCCAAAUUUAAAAUGGUCUGCUGUGAAAUUCUCCAGUUCUUUCUUUUUCCUAUUUUGCAGAAAGCAUCAUUGCAUUUACCUUUUCCCAGCAUUUCAAAACCUCAGAAGAUCCUCCAUUAAUUGUCAGAAAAACUCAUUAACAGUUUAGAAGUUAUUUCACACAUUCUAAAAACUCUAGCUCUUCAAUGCUUUCCCUAAUAUUUCUGCUCUUCCCUAUAUGAUAAACAGAAAGUGUUUAUUGCCCUUCAUGUUCCUAAUGUAACCUUAUAUUCAAGUUGACUUUUCUUACUUUCCAUUUUUAGUUGUUCACUGUAUUUUUUACACAUCUUCAAUAAUUUCACCAUGUUUAUACACUUUCUGUCCGGUUUUCUCUUCCUUAAGAUUAACAAGAACACGUAAUUUACAAAAUGGCCUGUUUUUUCCAGUUUGAAACUUUCAUUUCAUGGUCUCGCUCACCUAAACUGUCUCUCACCUUCAUUUUUCAGGCAAUUCUUUCCUUUGCUUUCAGUCAAAACCAAAGAAAAUUCCCUCUUGCUCUUUCUGCCAGCCUUUGUGCCCAGAAAACUGCUGUGACACGUGAAACCUGGCUUAACAACCUGCAACCUGAAACACUGCCAUCCCUACAGAUGUCUGAAAAUUAAAAUUCCACAUUGCCACCAAGUUCUGUGCUUGGGACAGUCCUGCCUAUUGCUCAGAAAAAGGUUUCACCCAUCCCCGUUCCGGAGAUCUGGAGCAGUCACGCACCAUGCCAGCUCUGAGUAGGUCCUUGUCCCUCUUUUGGAACGUGGUUUUUGGAGGCAGUGUAUGUGGCCCUGGCACACAUCACCUCCUUCAAGUCUUCUUGAGCAGUAGUUCUAUUUUAGUAUCCUGGCUAUGAGAAUUACCAGAACAAGCCACCUUCCUCCCAGGUACCCACAUUCACAUUCGGGCUGGAUUGAACCACUCCUGGCAGUAGUGACAACACUCUCAGAGAGGGCACAGCGUGGGCCCUUACUCCUUCAGCAGGUUACUCUUGUUUAUUUUCCACCAAUGUGGUGGAUGGGACUUACUCUUGUUUGCCAGUAAUGAAAACUCCUGUGCAUUAAUUCCUCUGAAAGGUGAUGGCCUCUGAGGCAUUUUGCCUCCCAGCAUCACAUUUGUCCUCACCUGCUGUUUGCACAGCAUGGUGGCUUCAUUGAUGUGAAACAACUUAGGUUUCUCACAGCCAUAAUUCUCACCCUUUCUCUCCACUGAUAGCGAUGAGGGAAAUUUUUCUACCUUCCUGGUUUGCUUGGGUUUUGUUUGGUGUUUGUUUUUUUGUUUGUUUGUGUUGUCUUCAAGGCUCUCCAUGUUUUCUUAGAGUGUUUCAAUCCAGUAAUCCCAAAUGGAAGUUCUCCUUCCUGAAAGGACCCACUAAGAAGCGUAUUUUCCUGUCCAGGUUUUUACUAGCAAGAAGAAAAGGCCAUAGUCCUUGCAAAUUCAAUUCAAAUCCUGGACUAAAGCACUCAGGAUUGGUGCUUUUGUUAGAGAACAGCCCUUAGACGAGCUGUCCAAGAGCCGUCCAAGAGUCAUGAAAUUGUAGAGAGAGUCCUGAAAGAGCAGCGUUACCUCACUGUUUUUGUUCUGGCCACUGUAUUCUUUUGCAAAGGACGCACUUCCUACUCCUGCUAGGAGCUAGGAGAGCAGGAAUAAUAAGAUGCUCACCUUGUUAGCCAAGGAUUAGGCCCAAGCAGUAUAUAUUUAAUUAGACUUUAAAGAGCUUAUUUCAAUGUUAGGAGAUGCAGUUCUUCCCUGUCGCUGCUGCCUCAAUAUAAUUGUUUCAGUAAGUGUUCUGCUUAUCAAGAGAAAGGAGAGUGGUUUUGGAUAUUGCAAGUACUCAAUGUUUGUUUGCAGUUAGAUUAAGAAGCGGAAAGUUGACUCAAAGCUCUUGUAGAGGUCAUCUAAUCUCUUUGUUUGAGAAGAUCUGUCCUCUCAGACUCACCUUCGGCACUAUAAAGGAAUACAUCUUCCUGAUGACAAGCUCUCUUUGCAGUGAUACUUCACCCUUAGUCAUUCUAGAAGCAGCAUCUUCUACUAGAAAAGCUUAGGAACUACAUGAGAAAUUAGAGUGCUGCUUGCAACGACCACGUCUUCCGCAAGAUCCAGGGCAUUCACAAUGAGCAUUAGUCAAGACGACGUGGAGAAGUUUCUUGAUGGCAACCCUGCUUUUGCCAAGCAGUACUUUGAGAAGAAACUGAAAACAGAGUCAUGGGAUAACAAUGAGAGCGAAAUACUUUUUGAGUUGAUCCAAGACAUGCAAGAAAGCAUCAACAUGGAGAAAGUUGUUUUCAAGACCUUGAGAAGAAUCAGGUCCCUUAUUCAUGCUGACCGCUGUAGUCUUUUCAUGUACAGGCAGAGAAAUGGCACACCUGAACUCGCAACAAGGCUUUUCAACAUCCAAGAGGGAAGUACUCUGGAGGAAUGUCUGGUGUCCCCAGACUGCGAGAUUGUCUAUCCACUGGACAUAGGCAUUGUGGGUUAUGUUGCGCAGACAAAGAAAACCAUGAACAUCAAGGAUGUCCAUGAGUGUGCCCAGUUCAGUCCAUUUGUCGACGAGCUCACCAACUAUACUACAAAAAACAUCCUUGCGACACCCAUCUUGAAUGGCAAAGAUUUGGUUGCUGUCAUUGUGGCUAUUAACAAACUGAACGGCCCACACUUCACCAGCUCUGAUGAAACACUUUUUCUGAAAUACCUGAAUUUUGCAUCCUUGAACUUGAAAAUUUAUCACUUGAGCUAUCUUCACAAUUGUGAGACUCGAAGAGGCCAGGUGCUGUUGUGGUCUGCGAAUAAGGUUUUUGAGGAACUGACUGACAUUGAGAGGCAGUUCCACAAGGCUUUUUACACGGUGAGGGCAUACCUGAACUGCGACCGGUACUCAGUAGGUCUCCUGGACAUGACAAAGCAGAAGGAAUUUUUUGACCUAUGGCCAGUCCUGCUGGGAGAAGUACCCCCGUACUCAGGGCCUCGCACUCCGGAUGGCAGGGAAAUAGUCUUUUACAAGGUCAUCGAUUAUAUAUUACAUGGAAAAGAAGACAUUAAAGUCAUUCCAAAUCCUACCCCGGAUCACUGGGCACUAGUUACUGGACUGCCAACCUAUGUGGCUGAAAGUGGAUUUAUUUGCAACAUUAUGAAUGCUGCUGCAGAUGAGAUGUUUAACUUUCAGGAAGGUCCUCUAGAUGAAUCAGGAUGGACUAUCAAAAAUGUUCUCUCCAUGCCAAUUGUGAACAAAAGGGAAGAAAUUGUUGGUGUCGUCACAUUUUAUAACAGAAAAGAUGGGAAACCAUUUGAUGAACAGGAUGAAACCCUCAUGGAGUCCUUGACACAGUUCCUGGGUUGGUCUGUGCUCAACACAGACACAUAUGAUAAGAUGAACAAGCUGGAGAACCGGAAGGACAUUGCUCAGGACAUGGUGCUCUACCACGUGAAAUGUGACAAGGAUGAAAUCCAGGAAAUUCUGCCAACACGAGAAAAGCUGGGGAAGGAGCCAAGUGAGUGUGAGGAAGAGGAGCUGGCAAGCAUUCUGAAAGAAGAGCUCCCGGGGCCCACUAAGUUUGAAAUCUAUGAGUUCAGGUUCUCUGAUUUUGACUGCACCGAGCUGGAGCUGGUGAAGUGUGGCAUUCAGAUGUACUACGAGCUCGGCGUGGUGAAAAAGUUCCAGAUCCCACAGGAGGUUCUGGUAAGGUUUGUGUACUCCGUCAGCAAAGGCUACCGGAAGAUAACUUACCACAACUGGCGUCAUGGCUUCAAUGUUGCACAGACCAUGUUCACGCUCCUGAUGACUGGCAAACUGAAGCGUUACUACACAGACCUUGAAGCCCUUGCAAUGGUAACUGCUGCUCUGUGCCACGAUAUUGACCACAGGGGAACCAACAACCUUUACCAAAUGAAAUCUCAAAAUCCCUUAGCUAAACUUCAUGGAUCCUCAAUUUUAGAGAGACAUCACUUGGAAUUUGGAAAAUUCUUGCUCUCUGAGGAGUCACUGAAUAUAUGUCAGAACCUCAACCGCAGACAGCACGAGCACGUGAUUCACCUGAUGGAAAUUGCCAUUAUAGCAACAGACCUGGCACUCUACUUCAAAAAGAGAACAAUGUUUCAAAAGAUCGUUGACGAGUCUAAGACAUAUGAUAGUGAGACUGCCUGGACUGAAUACCUGUCUCUGGAGACAACAAAGAAAGAGGUUGUCAUGGCAAUGAUGAUGACUGCCUGUGACUUGUCAGCAAUCACAAAGCCUUGGGAAGUCCAGAGUAAGGUAGCUCUACUGGUAGCAGCUGAGUUCUGGGAGCAAGGAGACUUAGAAAUAAGCGUCCUUCAGCAACAGCCUAUUCCCAUGAUGGACCGAAGGAAAGCUGCUGAGCUUCCAAAGCUUCAAGUGGGUUUCAUUGACUUUGUGUGUACGUUUGUCUAUAAGGAAUUUUCACGUUUCCAUGAGGAAAUUCAGCCUAUGCUUGAUGGGCUCCUGAACAAUCGAAAUGAGUGGAAGACCCGUGCUGAUGAGUACGAUGCAAAAAUGAAAGCUCUGGAGGAAGAGAAGAAAAAAGAGGAAGAGAGAAUGGCUGCAAAGAAAGAUGGAAUAACCUGUAACGGAGGAACAGCUCCAGCUUCCAAAACCUGUAGCAUACUUUAGACAUAUAUGCAAUAUAUGCCACCUAAAAUGAGAAUGCCCACGCUUAAAA
Pipra filicauda (Wire-tailed manakin) is the source of this 7511-nucleotide messenger RNA. RefSeq names its product phosphodiesterase 6B (gene PDE6B). The record is from RefSeq and is a predicted model, not a curated record. Gene Ontology annotation, cellular component: photoreceptor outer segment membrane. Gene Ontology annotation, biological process: signal transduction; retina development in camera-type eye. The transcript has 22 exons. NCBI's taxonomy places the organism in Eukaryota, Metazoa, Chordata, Aves, Passeriformes, Pipridae. Gene Ontology annotation, molecular function: 3',5'-cyclic-nucleotide phosphodiesterase activity; protein binding. Bases 4952 to 7462 code for a protein of 836 amino acids.